Molecule: messenger RNA, 1337 nt
Organism: Podospora pseudocomata
Lineage: Eukaryota; Fungi; Ascomycota; Sordariomycetes; Sordariales; Podosporaceae
Exons: 2
Coding region: 927-1337 (136 amino acids)
Source: RefSeq, a predicted model, not a curated record
GCCAUACUAUAUAUAAAAUCUUCAGAGGGUUUAUAGGCGCGCGACAUAAACCUGGGGUAUCUUUAUCAAGAUUCAAAAAGAGAAAAGAAACGGAAGAAAAAACCAACCGCUACCAUGCUCCUUUGUCCCAAUGUCCAACACCGCCGCUUCCCAUCGUCAUCAGCCAUUAACAAUACUCUUCUUCCUCCUUUGCCAAAUCGCUCACCGCUCAAAAAAGACCAAAAACGCCGUUUCAUGAUAUACACAAACAUCUCCUCAACCCCAUCAUAAAUCAUCCUCCAAAAACCUCCUCAUCAACAAAUUAAACCUCGUAUCCCUGCCCCGCACCACCUCGGGCGUCAACUCCCUCAAAUACCUCUCCCAGGCCAUCUGACUCCAGGCAUGAUACGCCAGCUGGUUCGUAAACAAGCUGCCCCCAUGCCUCUCAAUCUCGCCCUCCCAGUACUUUGCCUUUUCCUUGUCCAACCUCUCAUGCAUCCAGUCAAUAUGCCUCCACGUCCAUGUCGGCCAGAAAAACGCAUCGGGCGCCAGGGCGCAAACCUCGCUUGGGUGCUCCUCGGCGAGCUCCUUUGGCAGAAUCACAGAGUGGUAAUUCCAUUCCUUGGAGAGGUCGGUGUUGUUAUAGGAUUCUAGCCACCUGGUGAGGAAAGUCGAGUUGGGCCGGGCGGCGAUGACGGCGUUGCAGAGACCCCAGCGGUUUCCGCCUUCUGCGCCGAGGAUUACAUCAUGGGGCGAGGGGUUGGCGAGGAUGUGGUCAAAGGGACGGAGGGCAAAGGCGUCGAUGUCGAGGUAGAUGCCUCCGUCUGUCAGGAGGGCUUUGAGGCGCAAUGUGUCCGAGACGUGAGCGUAGUGGUCGGAUGAGGAGGUGGGUGGGUGGUGGAUUAACGUGAUGUCUUUUGACAACCGACGAAUCCAAGGAUUGGUUAAUGGGUCGGCGUGGGGGUCCGGCGAGGGUGGUUCGGAGAGCUGAGGAAAUCAAAGUGACCUGCGCCCGGGUUGUACAGUGGGUUCUUCAGCCCGUAGUUGAAGUGAACAAUGUUUGGUAUUGGUUCGGAAUCGUCGGUGGUAUGGUGGUUGUGAUGGUGUUCAAACGAGGAAGACUGGCCGUUGAGGCAUGCCAGCUCGGCUUCGGUCGGGACGAAGGCUUGCUCGAUCCAUUUCUGACCCGAAAAUGGGUUCGUCUGUCUCACAUGGUCCCCGAAUCGGUAGAGGUAGGGCGCGGAUAUGUAGAUGACUAUGCAGCCGUAGAUGAUAGCGACGAGACGGUAGGCAUUGCGCGACACGAUCAUCUUCUCGGUUUUCGGAUCGCGUCGUCGAUGUUAAAGGUCGUCGAGUGA